AUGAUAUCAAGAAAUUUUUUUUUCUGGCUAAUAUAUAUAUUAGUUUCACCAUCUCUCUUUGUCUGUGCCCAUAAACCAUUGAGUUCUAAUCAGCUUAAAAUAAUAAGCAAAAAAUUAAACAUCUUGAAGGAUUCUUCAUUAAGUUAUCGAAACAGUGAUUUUAAUUCAUCAAAAAUUAAUGGGGUAUCCAUUGGUGGAUGGUUAGUCUUAGAACCAUACAUCACCCCUUCCUUAUUCAAAACCGCCAUAGCUAUAAGUGGGAAAAACGCAAGCACAGUACACCUCAAUUUAAACAACACUGAGGUAUCAUUGACAAUUGAUGAUACUCAUAAAAAUGUUUCUAUAGUAGACGAAUAUACUCUAUGUGAAAAGUUGGGUUAUGAAAACGCAAAGACAAUUUUGGCCCCACAUUAUGAAACUUGGAUUACUAAAGAUGAUUUCAAACAAAUUGCAGAAAGUGGAUUCAAUUUGGUUAGAAUACCUAUCGGCUAUUGGGCAUGGAAACUAAAUAAUUCAUUAUCAACCUAUCCAGGAAACAUUACUUACAAAGACCCUUAUGUUGGUGAAGCUCUACAAUUAUCAUACUUGGAAAAGGCUAUUGAUUGGGCUACUGAAUAUGGGUUAAAAGUUUGGGUUGAUUUACAUGGUUUACCAGGUUCCCAAAAUGGGUUUGAUAAUUCAGGUGAAAGAAUUUUAUUUGGCGAAUUAGGCUGGUUGGCAGAUACAAAGAGUAAAGCCUUGACAAUCAAGAUUUGGAAUGAAAUGUUUAAAAAAUACUUGAAUGGAAGUGAUACUGUUGUAGGGAUAGAAAUUGUUAAUGAACCAUUGGCACCUAAAAUUAAUUUGUGGGAUAUUACACAAUCUUAUUAUGAAGCUUUCGAUAUGUUUAAAGGUAUUCAACCAAAAGAUGAUAAUACCACUUUUGUAAUUCAUGAUGCUUUUCAAGGAGUAGGCCAUUGGAACUUGGAAUUGAAUCCACAAUAUAAAAAUGUUUCAAAUCAGUAUUAUAAUUUGACUGGUGUUUCUUAUUCAUCUCAGGAUGUACUGGUAGAUCAUCAUCAUUAUGAAGUCUUCACUGACUACCAGUUACUAGAAAACCAAUACGAACGUAUCAUGAAUAUUAUCAAUUAUGGCCAAUCUAUUAACAAGGAACUAGAAUACCAUCCUGCUGUUGUAGGUGAAUGGUCUGGUGCCAUUACUGAUUGCGCAAAAUGGUUAAAUGGCCUUGGUAUUGGUGCUAGGUACGAUGGUUCAUAUUAUAAAAAUAGCUUAUUUACCACUACAGAUGAUAUGCAUGGUGUAUGUCAAUCUCAGAAGGAGAUCAGCCAAUGGAGUAAGGAUUAUCGUAUCUCAGUUAGACAAUUCAUAGAAGCCCAAUUGGCUACGUAUGAAUCGUUGACUCAAGGUUGGAUAUUUUGGAAUUGGAAGACUGAAAAUGCACCAGAAUGGGAUUUCCUUAAAUUAAAGGAGGCUGGAUUGUUCCCAUCACCGUUCAAUAAUUAUACAUACUUUAACUCAAAUGGUACAAUCGACCAGAAAUUCAGUAGUUCUUUAUCAAAGAGUGCAUACCAAUCCAGUACAAGUCGUUCGCAUUCCACAACUAAAGCCAAAAAUAUUGGUUCAUCCAUGAAAAAGAAUAUUUUUGGAAACAUCAAUACCCAACCAAAUAAUUUGCACAGUGGAUGGAAAUUUGGUCUAGCUACUUUAUUACUUAUUAUCUCAACAGUUUUAAUGCUUUUGUGA
Messenger RNA from Arxiozyma heterogenica, 1743 nucleotides. It is a transcript of the gene EXG2, whose product is annotated as glucan exo-1,3-beta-glucosidase. The transcript has a single exon. Gene Ontology annotation, biological process: glucan catabolic process. NCBI's taxonomy places the organism in Eukaryota, Fungi, Ascomycota, Saccharomycetes, Saccharomycetales, Saccharomycetaceae. Gene Ontology annotation, cellular component: cell surface; extracellular region. Bases 1 to 1743 code for a protein of 580 amino acids. Gene Ontology annotation, molecular function: glucan exo-1,3-beta-glucosidase activity. The record is from RefSeq and is a predicted model, not a curated record.